Messenger RNA from Anopheles bellator, 5154 nucleotides. RefSeq names its product AF4/FMR2 family member lilli (gene Eip93F). Lineage: Eukaryota; Metazoa; Arthropoda; Insecta; Diptera; Culicidae. The record is from RefSeq and is a predicted model, not a curated record. Gene Ontology annotation, biological process: regulation of transcription by RNA polymerase II. The transcript has 11 exons. The coding region runs from base 1 to 5154 and encodes 1717 amino acids. Gene Ontology annotation, molecular function: DNA binding. Gene Ontology annotation, cellular component: nucleus.
AUGGCCGACUGCUCGUACGCCCGGUGUGUGCAGGAGCGCCGCUACAUAAGACGCGAGCUGCUGAAGUGGACCAAAAACAUGGUGUACAUCGUCGGACUAGAACGUGUCGCUGAAGAAUUGAUGGGACGAAGGAAAUGGAAACACUAUCAGGACGUCCUAACGCGACAACAGUUGAACCUGCUGGACACCAGCACCACAAACUCAACGACCGAGGACGAGCUGAUGCUGAGCGGUGUUGGCGGAGGCCCGGCCACGACGGCGGCGGCGGCGGCGGCGGCAGCAGCCGCUGCACAGCUGAUGAGUUCCACAGGCCCGACGACGGCCGCCGCAGCCCUCUCGCUCACCGGUGGCGGUGGAGGCGCCGUCGGAGGCGGUGGCGGUCCGGUCCUGAUCGACCAGAAAUCCAUCGUGGCGGCCGCCAACGCAGCCGCUGCCGUGCUCACCACUCCCGCUGCGGCCCAGGCUGCUUCCAGUACGAACGCAGCCAUGGCCAUAGUUCGCAACGGACACUGUCCACAACGGGACGUCGACGGUGUCGACCCAAAGCUAGCGGCCAGUCCCUGUAGUUCACCUUCCAACACGAACGCCUCCUCCCUGGCGCACCCAAUGACCGCGACCGAGAAACUCCGCUGCGACGCGACCAGCGAUAGCACUUCCCGAGCCACCAGCCCGCCGGUGACGGUGAACUGUCACGGCAACGAUAAUGGACCCGGCAGGACGACCGCGGUCCCGCCACUAACUGCGUCCCCGACGAACGCUCGACCCAAGUCCACCGGGACCGGUGGCGAGGAACAGCCAAUGGUCACGAUAAGACAGUGUCCCACUCCCCCGGACGCUAGCUGCCAGCCGGCGGGGAGUCCGCGACCGGAUCGGGAAGCUUCUGCGGCCACCGCCCUAGACAAGACGGCCGUCGUCAAGCAGGAACCAAUAGAAAACGCCGAUCCAAAGGCCGCGCUCGUGAAGCCGGAAACGGGUGGCGGGGCCACCCCGCUCAAGCUGAACAUCGUACCGAAGGUUCCGACGGGUGACGGUGCCCACAACAACAAUACCAUUAGCAGUAACAACAACAACACGAUAGCAUCGCAUCGCAGCAACGGCUCGGGCGACGGGGCGACGACGGCGACGACGGCACCGACCACCACGAGCUCGUCGCCGGUCAACGACCCGCCGGCCACUCCGAUCGACUGGAAGCCGCAGGACAAGUGUUACUUCUGCGUCGACGGCAAGCUGCUGACGGUGAACGAGGCGGGCGAGCUGGUCCCAGAAUCCGGCGGUGGCGGUAUCGGCGGUGGCCCUCCUCCCAUCCCGACCGAUGACGUCACCGAGAGGCUGAACCGAAGGGCUGCCGCCGCGGCCCUGGUCGAGUCGGACAGUGACACGAGCGAGAGCAGCGAACCGGAGCUACUGGCCAACCUGCUGAGCGGUGCCGCCCUCGGUGUGCCCGGUGCGUCCGGUGGACUGUCGGCCAAAACGGUGGCCGCCCUGUUGCGCGAGGCGGGCGCCUCCCAGAGCCUCUCCUCGCUGCAGUCGUUCGCGGCGCAGUUCAACGCGGCCACCUCCCUGCCAAAUCUUGCCCAGCUUUACACGCCCCUGUGGUACUCGCAGCUGCAGCAGCAACUGUCGCCGACCACCGUCGACACCGGCGCGUCCGGAAGUGUCCGGAGCUUGUCCGCCAUCAGCCCGACGACCGCCGCCAAGAUGGUGGCCGAGCUGGGGGCGGCCGGCGGCGGAGGGACCGGUGAGCAGCCGCUCGAUCUCAGCGCCAAGCCCGGCACCUCCGGCAUGAGCUCGCUGCUCAGCAGCAUGAUGGACCCGAAGCACAUCUACAAGGCGAAACCACGCCUGUCGCCGAUCGGUGGCCGCAAGACGUACACGGAGGACGGUCUGCAGAACGCGCUCCAGGACAUCCUGAGCGGUCGGCUCGGGACACGGCGGGCCGCGGUGCAGUACGGCAUCCCGCGCUCGACGCUCCGCAACAAGGUCUACAAGCUGGCGCUCGGCUACAAGCGGGGCGGCGGCUCGCUGCUCGAGGACGACGACGACAAGGACUCGCAGGACGAGGGCGAAAGCGCCGGGAGCGCCGACCUGCUGGACAAGCUGCCGCAGGCCGUGCUGGCGGACAUGUUUCUCAAGAUGUACGGCGGGGCCGCGCCCGUCCCGCGGCUCCACGAGCCCAGCCCGACCCCGUCCACGCCGCCCACGCAGCGGGGCACCCCGGAGCUGGGCGGGCCGUCGCUGGAGGCGCUCGCGUCCCUGAAGCACCCACACGCACUGCCCGGCCGCCCACAGGCCCCCGUCAGCGUCGGGCCGGCUCAGGCUCCGGCGGCCCCCUCGCCGCUGGCCGCUGCCGCCGAUUCCACGCUGCUCGACCCGGGGCUCCUGUUGCAGGUCCAGCGGAUGCUGCAGGUGACGGCGACGGCGCAGACGCAAGUGUCGGGCGAAACGCAGCAGGUCCUUGCGGAGCUGCCCGAUCUGUUGCGCAAGCUGAUCGAGCAGCAACAGCAGCUCGCGGACCAGAUCAAGAAGGUGAGCGGGGUGGGGGCCCACGGCCCCUCGCCCGGGCCCUCCCCGCCGAUCGUGGCCCCCGCGGCCUCGUCGACGCCACUGCCGCCCGCCGCCCUGAGUAACCGAUCGCCGCUCGACGGCACGCUGGCCAUGGCGCGGUCCCCGUCCCUGAGCGCGGCCCUGAACGGAGCCCCCGCCGCCCACCACCCGCACCCGCAUCCGGGUGUCGUCGACCCCUGCUACCUGCCGUUCCUGCAGCAGCUGCAGCAGGGCACCAGCCGCAAGCUGCGCACCCUCUCGGGCGGGACACCCGACCCCCCCACCGCCGCCACCACCGCGGCCACCACCACCCCGACCAGCACCACCACCGGGCCCGCCUCGCUGGCGUCGUCGAUCGACCUGAACGACGGCUCGGGCGACGACCCGCAGUCCGUGAUCCUGAAGAUUCCGUCCUACGGUCGUGCCGGCGCCCCGCACCCUCCUCCACCAACGGUCCCUGGCGCCGCUGCCGCUCCCCUACCGGGUACCUCUCCCCCCGGGACGAAGAACGGAGAGCACCACCACCACCACCACCUGACCAGCCCGUCGCCACCGACGGCGGCGGCCGCCGCCGUCCUCAGCAGCCUCGUCGGCGUGGCGGCGACUCCGUCACCCCGCAACCUGCACCUACACCCCGCCACCAGCCCGCAGGCGCCUGCGGCCGUGGGGACGCCCCCUUCGGGUGCCUCCGGCCCGCCCUCAUCGCUCGCCUCGUCCCUCGCCGCCACCACCACCACCAAUGCCACCAGCAACAAGUCGAUGCUCUCCGUGCACGAGGUCAUCGCCCGGAGCAUCAGCAAAAACUUCCAGCAACACCAGCAACAGCAACAGCAACAGCAGCAACAACAGCAACAGCAACAACAUCAACAGCAGCAAAUGGCCGAGGGCCUCCUGAAGCAGCAGAUGGAGGCGAUACAGAAGCGGCCGAGCAUUUCGGUGAUCAAGACGCUCGGGGACAUCUCGCACUUCGGGAGCGGCGGGAAUGCGGCGGUCGCGGCCGCGGCCGCUGCCGCCGCAGCCGCCGCAGCCGCCGGCCUCGGGUCGGUGGGUGGCGCAGCGCAACUGGCGGCCGCUGCAGCAGCCGCCGCAGCCGCCAACAACGGGAACGGCAAUGGGAACGGCAACAACACCGGAACGGGGGGUAAGGGUACGAGGCCGAAGCGGGGCAAGUACCGGAACUACGACCGCGACAGCCUGGUGGAGGCGGUGAAGGCGGUGCAGCGGGGCGAGAUGUCCGUGCACCGGGCGGGCAGCUACUACGGCGUCCCGCACUCGACCCUCGAGUACAAGGUGAAGGAGCGGCACCUGAUGCGGCCCCGCAAGCGCGAACCGAAACCGCAGCCCGGGUUGGACGACCACCACCCGGCCAGUCACCAUCCGGCCCACCACCCCCCCAGCCACCACCGGCUGGGAGGGAGUGGCGGCGGCGGAUCUUCGAAGGCAGCCGCCGACGGCACCGGUGGCGGUUCCGGGCUGCGGGGUCUCGACAAGGCCAAGGGCGGUGCCCUCGGCCUGAAGGGGGUGCCCGCCACCAAGAACCACCUCCAGCAGCAGCAGCAGUCUGGGGGUCCGCGAGAGGGCGGCCAGUUUGCGGGCGGCUCACCGAACGGGGGCCUCAAGAUGCCGCAGAUGUUCGAUCCUGCCCAGCUCCCCGCGUACGCCAGCGCGUCCAGCUUCUUCUGGCCGCACGCGGCCGCCGCAGCCGCCGCCGGCUUUGGCGCGCUGCCCGACUUUGGGCGCGCCGCCGCCGCCGCCGGCGGCCAACCGGGCCCGGGAGCCGAAGCGGCCGCCGCGGGUCUCUUUGCGUCGCCGACGUCGCUGAUGCAGCGGUUCCAGCAGGAGGUGGGGGGCAACCCGACCCUGUCCCCGGACGGGGCGGGCCGCCCGCACCUGGCGGCCGGGAAGUCCUCGGGCGGCGCCCUCCCGAAGGGCAGCAGCGUCCGGGAGAUGGCGGAGCAGCUGUACGAUGGGAGCAACACGAACGGCGGCUCCUUCCUGGACGACAUCAUCCGCCACAGCCUGGACAAGAAGCCGAGCGAUGUGGGGCACCACCACCACCAUGGGGCCCUCUUCGACCAGCUGCUGAAGGGCGCGGCGAACCUGAGGUCCUCGGGCGGCGGCGGCGAUGACUCGUCGUCGGUCGUAAGGGGCUCGAAGCGGGCCAGUUCCCCCUUCCACCCGGACGCGGCCCUCGUCAAGCGCGAGCGGGCCAGCCCGGGCGCCUCGUCCACCUCGUCCACCGGCAGCAGCAGCAAGCCGGGCUCGUUGGCCCUCAGCAACCCCGACCUGCACCACCUCCCGACGGCGGCGGCGGCGGCGGCCGGCGUCGCCGCCGCCAGCACGCCCGAGCAGCUGCUCCUGGCCAAGAACGUCGAGAGCCUGAUGAAGCUGCGCGAGAACCUCUCGUCGAUGUCCGUGGCGCACCUUCAGCAGCAGCGGACCGCGAUGGAGGAACUCAACGGCGGCGGUGGCGGCGGUGCCAACUCGGACGGUGGCGAUUCGGAGCCGGAAACGAGGCACUCACUGCAUCAGCCCCAUCACCACAGCCUGCGACACAGUCUCAGCUUCAGCCAGCAUCACCACCACCACCAACAUAGCGCCUACGGUUAA